AUGGGGCCGGCCGGGGCGCUCAGCCUGGCCGGGGUGCUGGUGGGGGACGGCGGGGUGCAGCCAGCCGGGCCCCCGCUGCUGCUGGACCUGGGGGGCACGGUCCCUCCCGGGGGGGAUGCUCUGAGCCACGGCCGGGGCCUGGACUGCUGGGAGGUACGGAAACACAACAGCUCCGAGUGGUGCCGCUUCGUCCGGAGCAACCCCGACUGCCGGCUGGAGGGCGGCUUCCUCGACUACCUCGAGGGGGUCUUCUGCGUCUUCCCCCCCCGGCUGCUCCCCUUGGCCGUCACCCUCUACGCUCUCUGGCUCCUGUACCUGUUCGUCAUCCUCGGCGUGACGGCGGAGAAGUUCUUCUGCCCCAACUUAUCGGCCAUCUCCACCAACCUGAAGUUGUCUCACAACGUGGCAGUCUUUUCCUUGACAAGCCCUCUCCAUGGUGUCACCUUCCUGGCCUUUGGCAACGGGGCACCGGAUGUCUUCAGCGCCGUGGUGGCCUUCUCUGACCCCCGGACGGCGGGGCUGGCCAUCGGGGCCAUCUUCGGUGCCGGUGUGUUCGUGACCACGGUGGUGGCCGGGGGCAUCGCCCUGGUCAAGCCCUUCACGGCCGCCUCCAGGCCCUUCCUCAGGGAUGUCAUCUUCUACAUGGUGGCCGUCUUCCUCACCUUCAUGGUCCUCUACUUUGGCAGGAUCACGCUGGGGGAGGCUCUGGGUUACCUGGGGCUGUACGUCUUCUAUGUCUUCACCGUGGUGCUCUGCACCUGGAUUCACCGGCGGCAGCGGGGGGAAGGGCUGGUCCCCCCCGGACCCUGGGAGCCAGAGAUGCCGACGGAUGCCGAAGAGCAGGAGUCCUCAGGCACAAACAGCGGGGACUACGGCGAGGAGUACCGGCCCCUGCUCCCCUCCCGGGAGACCUCCCUGCGCAUCCUCACCACUGCCCUCAGCCCCUUGGACUACCGCAAGUGGAGGAGGAAGCCCUGGUACUGGCGGCUCUUCAAGGUCUUCAAGGUGCCGGUGGAGCUGGUGCUGCUGCUCACUGUUCCCGUCGUGGACCCCGACAAGGAUGACCUAAACUGGAAGAGACCCCUCAACUGCCUGCAUGUCCUGACCAGCCCCCUGCUCUGCGUCCUCACCCUGAAGUCAGGCGCCUAUGGGCUGUACCAGAUCCAGGGCAUCUUCCCAGUCUGGGGACUGGUCACACUGGUUGGGUCUGUCCUGGCCAUCAUCACUUUCAUCACCACAAGCAAUGAGGAGCCACCCAAGUACCACUGCGUAUUUGCCUUCCUCGGGUUUUUGGCCAGUGCCAUGUGGAUCAACGCUGCAGCCACGGAGCUGGUGAACAUCCUCCGGACCCUGGGCAUCAUCUUCCAGCUGAGCAACACUGUGCUGGGCUUGACGCUGCUGGCCUGGGGCAACAGCAUCGGCGACACCUUCUCUGACCUCACCAUGGCACGGCAGGGCUAUCCCCGCAUGGCCUUCUCCGCCUGCUUCGGAGGCAUCAUCUUCAACAUCCUGGUUGGCGUGGGACUCGGCUGCCUGCUGCAGAUGACCAGCAGCCAGCUGGUGGUGAAGCUGGAGCCUGACAGCCUCCUGGUCUGGAUCCUCGCCGGGGCCCUAGGGCUGAGCUUGGUCUUCUCCUUCGUGUCGGUGCCGGCGCAGUGCUUCCAGCUGGGCAAGGCGUACGGUGUCUGCCUCAUCCUCUACUACCUGACCUUCCUCUGCGUGGCCCUGCUGACCGAGUUCAGGAUACAGGCUUUCACAAAAAAUAACACUCCCUGUGCCUGCAGCUACUGGCUCUGCCCUGAACCUGCUCACAAGUUACCAGCAGCUGCCGGAAUUAUCCAGGGAGACGAGCCCUACUCCCUUACACGCAGCAGGGCUAAAGCAAUCGAAACCGUGGCCAACGUACCAAUACAGAACCCAAAUGCUCCCACCAUGCUACGCAGGGAGAGAUUUUCAGAAGCAGCUGUCUUGCCCACUUUUGAAAGUCUCAUCCACCCAGGAAAUGCUCUUGAGCUGCCCGGGUAG
This is a messenger RNA of Gavia stellata (red-throated loon), 2025 nucleotides long. RefSeq names its product solute carrier family 8 member B1 (gene SLC8B1). Gene Ontology annotation, molecular function: calcium:sodium antiporter activity. The coding region runs from base 1 to 2025 and encodes 674 amino acids. The record is from RefSeq and is a predicted model, not a curated record. Gene Ontology annotation, cellular component: membrane. Gene Ontology annotation, biological process: calcium export from the mitochondrion; intracellular calcium ion homeostasis. The transcript is spliced from 17 exons. Lineage: Eukaryota; Metazoa; Chordata; Aves; Gaviiformes; Gaviidae.